Messenger RNA from Aspergillus lentulus, 753 nucleotides. RefSeq lists its product as uncharacterized. The record is from RefSeq and is a predicted model, not a curated record. Lineage: Eukaryota; Fungi; Ascomycota; Eurotiomycetes; Eurotiales; Aspergillaceae.
AUGAUGGACGAGGUAGAUUUUGAGCUCUGUUUGAAUGUAGAUCAAGUGGCAACUGGCUUCCCCCGCGAGAAGAGAAAACGUUGCCCUGUACAGAAUAAUAUCACCAACUCCAUAAACAACAACACUCCGCGGGUAGGAACAUAUAACGUGAUUGGAGACAGUACUGCAGACGAGAGCUCCAUAACCCCAAUUCCACCGGCCAAGAGAGCAAGGAUAUCCCAAUCCGAACUUCCGUACCAGACACAAUCCACGAACGCAAGUCAUCAGGGCUCAGGGCCGCUGCUGUAUUCUAGUCAGCUUUUCAAUCAUUAUACGGGUUUCUUUAGCCUUGAUAGCUAUCAGCAAGGUCAAGUCGAUGCGAAUGGCGUCUUGCCUGCUGUGCCUCGCCGGGCUAUGAGCGAAGAGAUAGACAUAGACAUGAUGGAUAUGGGGAGUGAAACGGAGACACAGGCUGAGACAGAGGCGUCUCCUGAGAGGUUCCAUGGGCAGUGUCCGAUUCAUUCGUUUGGUACUUGGCCAAAUUCCUCUUCUAGUGGAGGGCUUAGAAGCUUCUCUUCGCAACGCAACAAUUUGCCGAGCAUGUUUCCCAUCUACGAGGAUCCCGUGGAUAUGGAGAUUGAGAGUGUCUUCUGCGGAGAGGAUUGGUACUCUUCACCCGACGAAGACAAGGAAAAUGUUGAGAAUGGCCAUGAGCAAGGUAGUAUUUUGCAGGAGAUGGAUUCGAACUCUGUUGCAGACUAUCAACGGGGGUGA